AUGGUAGCCUCUCUGACAAUCUUCAUCAACCAGAUCGGCUGGACUCUUUGGAACAUUUCACUCGGAGCUCUACUGGCUGGCUCAAAGAUGGUAUUGUACGACGGCAGCCCGUUCUUUCCCAGCGCUGAGGGCUUUUUGAAGGCCCUCUUCUCUCACAAGGUGACAUCCUUUGGCGCUGGCCCGAGAUACUUUUCAGAACUGCAGAAACUCGGCUUAACACCCAGAUCCUUCACUUCUCACCUCCACACGGUCAUAUCAACCGGCGCCCUCCUCCCGGUUCCCCUUGCAGAAUGGCUGGUCGAAGCCUUCGGUCCGAUCUGUCAGAUCAACAUGUCCGGGGGUACUGAACUCUGCGGAUCUUUUGUUAACGGCACCCCUGCCUUGCCAUCGUAUCCGGGUCAAUGCUCAACUAAAGCCCUGGGAUGCGACGUUGCAGUUUUCGGGCCCGAUGGAACGGAAGUGGAAGAUGGACAGAGCGGAGAGUUGGUCUGUCGCCGACCGUUUCCUAAUAUGCCAGUCAUGCUCUUGAAAGAUCCUGGCCGGAAGAGAUACUUCGACGCUUAUUUUGCGGGAUACCCUCAUGUUUGGACCCACGGUGAUUUUGCAAAGGUCGAUCCUGAGACUGGAGGCAUUUACAUCCUUGGACGAUCCGACGGCGUGCUGAAUCCUUCCGGCGUACGCUUUGGCAGCUCCGACAUCUACAACAUCCUCCUCACGCCUCGAUUCUUGCCGUCCAUCUCCGACGCAUGUGUCGUCGGCCAACAGAGAAGCCUCGCCCCAUACUUUGACUCUGUCGAACGCGUGGUGCUCUUCGUCAAGUGCACACCGUCGUACCAGCAUUGCACACAUCAUCCCUGGAUCCUGGAUCCCGACCUAGAACACGCGAUCCGGGCGCAGAUAUCGCGGGAUCUCAGCAGGAGACAUGUUCCGACCUUCAUCUUCCGGGUCCCCGAGGUGCCGUACAAUGCGAAUGGCAAGAAAUUGGAGAUCCAGGUCAAGGCUAUAGUGUCUGGUGGAAGGGAUGCUUUUGAAAAACUCAAGGCGACAGAGGAGGAGCGCAAGACGUUGGCUUGGUUUUUGCCCUUCUAUCACAUUGAGGAUGUGGUGAAAGGGACUGAAAGACCGGUGGUGAAGUUAUAG
Messenger RNA from Fonsecaea nubica, 1140 nucleotides. Its product is annotated as acetoacetate-CoA ligase. The record is from RefSeq and is a predicted model, not a curated record. Bases 1 to 1140 code for a protein of 379 amino acids. The transcript has 5 exons. Gene Ontology annotation, cellular component: cytosol. Gene Ontology annotation, molecular function: acetoacetate-CoA ligase activity. NCBI's taxonomy places the organism in Eukaryota, Fungi, Ascomycota, Eurotiomycetes, Chaetothyriales, Herpotrichiellaceae.